Messenger RNA from Paramecium sonneborni, 255 nucleotides. The record is from the annotation of a GenBank genome assembly. Lineage: Eukaryota; Ciliophora; Oligohymenophorea; Peniculida; Parameciidae.
AUGAAUAAGUUGGAUUAAUUUUGGAAAGGAGAAAGAUUAAAUUCAGGAGGGAAUUACAAUUAAAAUGGAUUAAAAAUAGGAAUAUAGAUAAAACUAUAGGAGAAUUAUUGGGAGUAUAAACUUUAUUUAUAAUUUAAUAAGUUAAGCAGAUAUUUAUCAUAUUGGAAUUUAUAAAAAUGGAAGAAAAUAUGGAAAGUGGAAGACAGUUUACAUGGAUAGAAUAUUGUAAGAUAAAAAUGAUAUUUCUAGAGGUGA